AUAAAUAAUGCAAGAGCCUCUCCUCCUGGGGUAUGAUUUUGCUCCUAUCAUUCCCACUCUAUCACUUCAAUUUCCCACGAUUGAGAAAUCGGAAAAAUGAGUGACGCCAAGGUGCGCGAGGAGAAGAUUGAGAACGGUGGCGAGCAGCUGGAAGCGGGGUUCGGAGAUGGGAACGAGAAGAUGGCGAGGCGGGUAGUGUUCAAGAUGGACGUUCGAAUUCUACCCGUUCUUGCGCUACUCUUCUUAUGCUCGUUUAUCGAUCGAACAAAUGUCGGGAAUGCGAAGAUCUUGGGCCUGGAGCAUGAUAUCCACAUCAAUGACCACCAAUAUGCGAUUGGAUUGUGUGUUUUUUAUGCUACAUACAUUGCGAGUGAACUUCCAAGUAACCUGGUCUUGAAGAAAAUGUCGCCCAAAAUCUGGCUGCCGCUUCUCACCGCCGUCUGGGGCACAUUAACGCUGUGCCUUGGGUUCGUCCGGAACUUUGCAUCGUUCGUCACUGUGCGAGCACUGCUUGGUGUCGCUGAAGGAGGCCUUUUGCCUGGCAUGGUCCUUUACCUCUCGCACUUCUAUCGAAGACAAGAACUGGCGUUGCGUAUAGGCAUCUUCUAUACUGCUGCGUCACUCUCCGGAGCAUUCGGUGGUCUCCUCGCCCGAGGGUUAAACGCGAUCGGACCAGCCGGAGGCCUCGAAGGCUGGCGCUGGAUAUUCAUCGUCGAAGGUCUUUUGACUGUCUUCAUUGGUUUAUGCUCCGCCAUCUUCCUACCGAAUUCCAUCGAAGCUGCUGGCUUCCUCUCAGCAACCGAGAAAGAAUGCGCACGACACCGCCUCGGCGAGCAAAGCUCUGCGCACGAGCGAUUUGACUGGGCUGAAGUCAAACGCGGCAUCUUCAAUCUGCAGGUCUGGUUGACCGCACUGGCAUACUUUGCAAUCUUGUGCUGUCUCUAUUCAUUCGGCCUAUUUCUACCUACGAUCAUCAAUAACCUGAAGUUCGCAAAGGACCCGAACGAGGCCCAACUGUGGACCGUCAUACCCUAUGCUGUCGCAGCAUUCUUCACCGUAUGCGUGGCUCUAUUAUCCGAUCGUCUCGCGAUGCGUGGGCCAGUCAUGCUCUGCACUUUACCCAUCGCUAUCAUCGGAUACGGCGUUAUCAGCCGAAGCACGAAUCCACACGUCCAAUACGGCAUGACCUUCAUGAUGGCAACUGGCAUGUACGCGACUGUGCCGUGCAUUCUCUCUUGGAACAGCAACAACUCAGCGGGCCAUUACAAGCGCGCGACGACGUCGGCCCUGCAGCUUGCGGUCGCUAACUGUGGUGGGUUCGUGGCGAGCUUUGUGUACAAGAAGAAGGAGGGGCCGCAUUUUCACAAGAGUCACAGUAUCAUGUUGGGAUUACUCUGCGCUGCGUGGGUGCUAAUCGCGGCAAACGUUCUUUGGGUGCGGAAGAUCAAUCGUGACAAAGCGAGCGGGAAACAUGCUGCUUGGGAAAGAAAGGGCGAUGAUCGCGAUCCGGAUUUCAAGAUGGUGAUGUGAUCGCUCAUGAGACUUUUAUUGUAAACGAAAUCGCACAGUUGGAUCAUUGACUUGAAUAGCUACCCUCUCGUCUGUCAUCGAGACCCUCUCACAAGUACAAGCCAAGCUACCAAAAAAGGACGCCGAGGCACCUGAAUACCUGCCCAGAGUCUUAUACCUUACACUGUACCCAAUCCUUCGCUUU
This is a messenger RNA of Cucurbitaria berberidis CBS 394.84, 1714 nucleotides long. RefSeq names its product MFS general substrate transporter. The record is from RefSeq and is a predicted model, not a curated record. Gene Ontology annotation, molecular function: transmembrane transporter activity. Gene Ontology annotation, cellular component: membrane. Gene Ontology annotation, biological process: transmembrane transport. The transcript has 5 exons. The coding region runs from base 97 to 1530 and encodes 477 amino acids. Lineage: Eukaryota; Fungi; Ascomycota; Dothideomycetes; Pleosporales; Cucurbitariaceae.